AAUUAAGAAACACCGACGAGUAGAAUAUAUUGUUGGAGCAACAAAUCAUGGAGCAGUACUGGGACGACGAUCUACUCAUCGCGGCUCAAUCCGACUUAUGGAACCACCUGUUCGUCUUCCUCAAAUCCAUGUCGCUCAAGUGCGCCGUCGAGCUCGGCAUACCCGACGCCAUCCACCGCCACGGCGGCCCCACCUCCGUCCCCGACCUCGUCGCCGCGCUCAACCUCCCAGCCGCCAGACUUCCGCAGCUCCGCCGCCUCAUGCGCAUGCUCGCUUUCUCCCGCAUCUUCACGAGGCAGACGUCGGAAGCCGCCGCCGGCGGGGAGGAGGAGGAUUUGUACGGCCUCACGCCGACGUCCCGCCUGCUCGUCGACGACGCCGGAGGCCACCGCAGCCUCGCGCCGUUCGUGCGCGCGAUUCUCGACCCGGUGCAGACGGUGCCGUCCCUGCACGUAGGAGACUGGUUUAAAGCAGCCGACGGCAUCGUGACGCCGUUCGAGGCGGUGCAUGGCGAAGAUUUCUGGGGCGUGACGAGCUGCAACCCGGAGUUCAACGAGGGGAUAGCGGCGGACGGGAGGUUCAUAAUGGACGUGGUGGUCAGGAAAUGCGGGCAUGUCUUUCGCGGGCUGCGGUCGCUGGUCGACGUCGGCGGGGGGACCGGCGCUGCCGCCCGCGCCAUCGCGGAGGCGUUUCCGCACGUCAAGUGUGCGGUUCUUGAGCUGCCUCAGGUGGUCCAGGGACUGCCGGCGGAUGGGCCCGUGGAGUUUGUUGCGGGCAGCAUGUUCUAGCGCGUUCCUCCGGCGGAUGCUGUGAUGUUGAAGGUGAAAAUAAAAUUCCGCUCCUGUUUUUUUUUUUUUUUUUUUUUUACUACCACACUACUGCAAAAUUAAUACUACUUGUAAUUCGAGAAGCUGGGAACUCGAAGCUCUUUUGUUUAAAAUGCAUGGGUGAAAUUUUGGAGCC
Messenger RNA from Ananas comosus (pineapple), 963 nucleotides. Its product is annotated as O-methyltransferase ZRP4-like. Lineage: Eukaryota; Viridiplantae; Streptophyta; Magnoliopsida; Poales; Bromeliaceae. Gene Ontology annotation, molecular function: S-adenosylmethionine-dependent methyltransferase activity; protein dimerization activity; O-methyltransferase activity. Gene Ontology annotation, biological process: methylation. The transcript has a single exon. The record is from RefSeq and is a predicted model, not a curated record. The coding region runs from base 48 to 788 and encodes 246 amino acids.